AUGCGUGUCGAGCUCGUAGGCUUCAGAGUGCAGCACAUUAAACCUCUUGAAGAAGAUGAGACUGAGGAGGAUGAGACUGAACCUUCUCCAGCCGAACCACCAGUUAAGGUACCGGAAGUUCCAACCCCAGUUGUAACUCCAGAGGUACCAGAAGUUGAACCCCCAGUUGUAACUCCAGAGGUACCAGAAGUUGUAACUCCAGGAGUACCUGAAGUUGUAACUCCAGAGGUACCUGAAGUUGUAACUCCAGAGGUACCUGAAGUUGUAACUCCAGAAAUACCAGAAGUUGUAACUCCAGGAGUACCUGAAGUUGUAACUCCAGAGGUACCUGAAGUUGUAACUCCAGAGGUACCUGAAGUUGUAACUCCAGAAGUACCAGAAGUUGAAGCCACAGAGGUUCCCGAAGUACCAGAAGUUGUAACUCCAGAGGUACCAGAAGUUGAAGCUACAGAGGUACCAGAAGUUCCAACUCCAGCUGUAGAGCCAGAGGUACCAGAAGUUCAAUUUCCAGAGGAACCAGAAGUUGUAACUCCAGAAAUACCAGAAGUUGUAACUCCAGAAAUACCAGAAGUUGUAACUCCAGAGGUACCUGAAGUUGUAACUCCAGAAGUACCAGAAUUUGAAGCCACAGAGGUUCCAGAAGUACCAGAAGUGGUAACUCCAGAGGUACCAGAAGUUGAAGCUACAGAGGUACCAGAAGUUCCAACUCCAGCUGUAGAGCCAGAGGUACCAGAAGUUCAAACUCCAGAGGUACCAGAAGUUGUAACUCCAGAAAUACCAGAAGUUGUAACUCCAGAAAUACCAGAAGUUGUAACUCCAGAAAUACCAGAAGUUGUAACUCCAGAAAUACCAGAAGUUGUAACUCCAGGAGUACCUGAAGUUGUAACUCCAGAAGUACCAGAAGUUGAAGCCACAGAGGUUCCCGAUGUACCAGAAGUUGUAACUCCAGAGGUACCAGAAGUUGAAGCUACAGAGGUACCAGAAGUUCCAACCCCAGUUGUAGAUCCAGAGGUACCAGAAGUUCCAACCCCAGUUGUAACUCCAGAAGCACAACCUUCAGCUGAUCAGCCAAAUGUUCUCCCACCAGGCAAAGUUGUAACUCCAGAAGUACCGGAAGUUGAAGCCACAGAGGUUCCAGAAGUACCAGAAGUUGUAACUCCAGAGGUACCUGAAGUUGUAACUCCAGAAGUACCGGAAGUUGAAGCCACAGGGGUUCCAGAAGUACCAGAAGUUGUAACUCCAGAGGUACCUGAAGUUGUAACUCCAGAAGUACCGGAAGUUGAAGCCACAGAGGUUCCAGAAGUACCAGAAGUUGUAAUUCCAGAGGUACCUGAAGUUGUAACUCCAGAAGUACCGGAAGUUGAAGCCACAGGGGUUCCAGAAGUACCAGAAGUUGUAACUCCAGAGGUACCUGAAGUUGUAACUCCAGAAGAACCAGCAGUUGAAGCUACAGAGGUACCAGAAGUUCCAACCCCAGUUGUAGAUCCAGAAGUACCAGAAGUUCAAACUCCGGAGGUACCACAAGUUGAAGCUACAGAGGUACCAGAAGUUCCAACCCCAGUUGUAACUCCAGAAGCCCAACCUUCAGCUGAUCAGCCCAAUCCUCUCCCACCAGUCAAACCCAAACCUGGAAAACCAUCAGAUGAUCAACCACCGGAGCCCUCACGUGACGAAACAGAAACACCUGAAUCUAAAAAGAAAGGUAUGGAUAAAUUACAAUUACCCGGUACUCAAAACUUAUCUGUUAACUUUGUAAUUCUGUUUCAUUGA
Molecule: messenger RNA, 1770 nt
Organism: Asterias rubens (European starfish)
Lineage: Eukaryota; Metazoa; Echinodermata; Asteroidea; Forcipulatida; Asteriidae
Product: protein PELPK1-like
Exons: 2
Coding region: 1-1770 (589 amino acids)
Source: RefSeq, a predicted model, not a curated record